Molecule: messenger RNA, 2540 nt
Organism: Dromaius novaehollandiae (emu)
Lineage: Eukaryota; Metazoa; Chordata; Aves; Casuariiformes; Dromaiidae
Gene: VMA21
Product: vacuolar ATPase assembly factor VMA21
Exons: 3
Coding region: 61-366 (101 amino acids)
Biological process (GO): vacuolar proton-transporting V-type ATPase complex assembly
Cellular component (GO): endoplasmic reticulum membrane
Source: RefSeq, a predicted model, not a curated record
ACAUGACGAGCGGGCGGGCAGUCAGCUGACCGGAAGCGUCGGGAGAGCGUCGCGGCGGCAAUGGAGCGAUACGACAAGGCGGCGCUGAACGCGGCCCCCACGCUCGACCUCAGAAAUGAGGGUUCAUUAACAUCAACUUUAAGAACACUUCUGUUCUUCACAGCUUUAAUGAUCACAUUGCCUAUUGGGCUGUAUUUUUCAUCAAAGGCUUAUAUAUUUGAAGGUACCUUAGGAAUGUCCAACAGAGACAGCUAUUUUUAUGCUGCCAUAGUUGCUGUAGUUACUGUUCAUGUGGUACUUGCUCUAUUUGUGUAUGUGGCAUGGAAUGAAGGUACUCGACAGUGGCGGGAAGGCAAACAGGACUAAAAUGAAAAUCAUCAUCCUCCAAAAACCUACAGACUGUAAAUAGAAUUUUUGUGAAUUGAGUUAAAAGCAUUCUUCAAUGUAGUAUACAUGUGUACAAAGAUGAGGCUAAUGCCUUAAAUAUAUUUUGGUUAGAACAAGACUUAUGCUCAUCUCAGACGUGUGCCAGUAUUUUCUCUAAUGCUGGUGAAAGUUGUACAUUAGUCAGCCUCUACUAGGUGGAGCUGAAGAGGUCUUCACCAGAAAUUAGAAUGAAAUAAUUGCAUAUUUCAGAGGGGGAAAAAAAAAAAUCAUGUAGAUAUUUUUGCCAUUAGUGUUUUUCUGGUGGUCUUUGGAAAUAGUAUUGACAUGAUGCAAAAAUUAUGUUUUUUAGUAACUAAAUUACUAGUAACAAAAGCUACAUAACUUACUAUCCAACUCAAAUGGGAAGGGUAUGAUUUCUCUUUGCUGUGGAUAGCUUCCCCAUUUUCAGAACAUACAGUCCAACUGAGCAUUGUUUUGUGCUAAUCAAUAUGCUAAUACAUACACAGUCUAAUUUUGUUUUUGUUGUUGGAAGUGGAAUAAAGGCAGUGGCUGAACAGGCAGCUCUUUACAGUGGUAUGUUGUGCAGAGGCUUUUCAACUAUAGAAACCGAAAAAUGCCAAAACAAGUUGAGGAAGUCUGAAAAACUUGCUAAGGAACAGCUGCUGAAGUUUGUUGGUAUUUUUCUAUCAAAACUAAAAAAAAUGUUGCUUUCUGACUUCUGUAAUUCAUUUGCGGGAAAAGUCUCAAGUUACAGAGAAUCAUGUAAGAUGGAUAGGUUGUUUAAACAGUAAUGCAUGGUAGAUGUGUGUAGUGACCCUAUAGUGCAUUUGUAGUAGUAUGCUUGUUUGAGUCAAAAACACUAGAUGACUUUUGUCUCCUAUGAGACGGAAUUAGUCUUCUAAAAAAAAUGUAUUUCCAGUUUUAAAAGUCAUUGCAAAAAUAGAACUGGUUAGAAACUCAGGUGGUGUCUUUUUAAUGUGAAAUGUCAACUUUGUUUUUUCAUUUUCAAAUGUAGUUUUUGAUUAUGGCAUAAAAUUCAACCUUUAAUUUCCUUUUCCAACAUUUGGGAUGGGUUGCCAUACUACUGUCUUGCUCAUCUUUCUGCUCUUUUACAGUUAAUCUUGAUGAUGGAAAGGAGAUGGUAUAGCUUUUUUUUUUUUUUUAUGAAUAUUUAAAAUUGUAGUUGCUCCUGAACUUCUAUGCAAGUUCUUACUUUUAGAUAAUUGGGAGGGAGAAGACAAGAUGUAGCUGUCUGCAAAUGUCCUUUACGAAGCAGAACACAAGAGUUAUCACAUUAUGGAAAACUUAAUAAUAUUUAUGAAGAAAAGCAAGCUGUAUGCUGUGGAAUGAUACAACAUGUUGAUCACUUUGCUUGUUUGUUUGUUUGUUUUGGUUGUGUAUGGGGGCUUUCCGUAGUAAAACCAUGGUGAGAUUUUUUUUAAUCUCCCAGGAUAAUAACCUGAAAUUCAUUUGACUGUUGCAUUGCUGUUAGCAAACUUGUUAAUCUGUAGAGAAAAUAUUUUUUCCCCAAGGUUUUCGCAAUGCAUAGAAUUUCCCUAAUGCUGAUGACUGCUUUUAAGCUAUUUUCCUUUAAGCCUUUCUGUUCUUUUGAGUUUUCCAGGUUGUUACAUUAGUUAAGCAUUUUCUACAAGCUUUUUGUUUAGUAUAGGACUUGGAAUGUUUUUGGUACUAUGUUUGUCCUUUGUAAAACUUAUCCAUAAAUAUGACAAAAUUCAGCUAACCUUCACAGUAGCUACAGGAACGUGUUCCCAGGGCUCCUUCUGCUCACUUCCACCCUAUCCGGGGUGUGCACAAACACCCACCGGGUGCGCUAGAAUGCAGCUGAAGCAUUAGCAGUGAAGCUUAUUGCCACUUUGCAGCUUUGCACUAAUACAAAGCAAUCUUUACUCUUUCUUUCUGAAACAUUAACUUUUCUCAUCCAGAAGUUGUUAGGUUGCUGCUGGCGUACUGGAGAAUGGUCUUGUAGUAACUCGAAAUUCAAAUUUAGCUUGUAUAAUGUCAUAUUGAGAUUUUUCUGUUUUCCAGUAUAUGAACUGUACAUUAUAUAAUAAAUACUGCCUUUUAAUAAAGGAUUAUCCUACAAUACAAGUUCUACUGCUGAGAUCCAGUAAACAAAUACUUGUGCUGAACAA